Molecule: messenger RNA, 2736 nt
Organism: Phragmites australis (common reed)
Lineage: Eukaryota; Viridiplantae; Streptophyta; Magnoliopsida; Poales; Poaceae
Product: ADP-ribosylation factor GTPase-activating protein AGD2-like
Exons: 20
Coding region: 203-2491 (762 amino acids)
Cellular component (GO): cytoplasm
Molecular function (GO): protein binding; GTPase activator activity
Source: RefSeq, a predicted model, not a curated record
GACACUGCGCAGCUGGCAGCCCACAUCGAACAGCGCCACCGACGCCACCACAACGUACAGGAACAGGACAGCAACUGUCCGACCGCACCGCCGCCUCCCUCUCUUCUCUUCCUCCCUCCCACCUCCCGCCCACGCCCAGAUCUCCGCGAGCUUCGAGAGAGCGGCAGCAGCAGCCUCGCCUCCGCACGACACGAGGACGGACAUGGCGACCUUCACCAAGCUCGAGGACUCCCCCAUGUUCCGGAAGCAGGUCAAUUCUUUGGAACAUCUUACUGAUGAACUGAAAGAGCGGUGUUCAAACCUACAUAAAGGAUGCAAAAGAUUCAUGGGAUCACUUGAUGAAGGAUAUGCUGGAGAUCUUUCAUUCGCUGAUGCUCUGCAAGCAUUCGGUGCUGCUCAAGAUGACCCUGUUAGUGUUGCCAUUGGAGGGCCUGUAAUGUCCAAAUUUACUACUGCUUUUAGGGAGCUUGGAACAUACAAGGAACUCCUUCGUUCUCAGGUCGAGCAUAUGCUUAGUGAACGUCUGUCGCAGUUCAUGAAUGUGGAUUUAAAUGGUGUGAAGGAUUGCCGGCGACGUUUGGAUAGGGCUGCGGUGAGUUAUGAUCAGGCACGUGAAAAAUUUGUGUCAGUGCGAAAAGGGACUAGAGCAGAAGUAGUGACAGGACUUGAGGAGGAUCUACACAAUGCCAAGUCAGCUUUCGAAAGAUGCCGCUUUAACUUAGUACACGCCCUUGCAAACAUUGAGGCAAAAAAGAAGUUUGAGUUCUUGGAAUCAAUAAGUGCAGUGAUGGAUGCCCAUUUGAGAUAUUUUAAGCAGGGAUACGAGCUAUUGAGUCAAAUGGAACCAUUCAUUCACCAGGUUCUAACAUAUGCACAGCAAUCAAAAGAAAUGGCCAUCAAUGAGCAAGAUAAACUUGCAAAGAGAAUUCAAGAGUUUAGAACUCAAGAGGAAAUAGCAAAUGUGAGAAUGGCUAGUAAUGUGGACACAUCUACUAGUGGUGAUGGUAUCCACGUUGUUGGUCUUCAAUCCUAUAAAAAAAUUGAAGCCAUGAUGCAGUCAUCUGCCAAUGGCGAGGUUCAAGUUAUUAAACAAGGUUAUCUAUUUAAGCGUCCUCAAAAUCUAAGAGGAGAAUGGAAGAGGAGAUUCUUUGUUCUUAACAGUCACGGGACUCUGUACUACUACGGGAAGGGAAAUAAACAGUCGCAAGGAGUGGCAUCACAACAGACAGCUGGGGAAGGAGCCGGUGUUUUUGGUCGAUUCAGAUUCUUAAACCAAAGAGCUUCAUCUCCGGGUGAAAAUUCACUAUCGAGCCAUACAAUUGACCUCAGAACUUCAACAAUUAAGAUUGAUGCGGAUGAAAAUGAUUUAAGAUUUUGCUUCAGAAUAAUCUCACCCAUUAAAACAUACACUUUACAGGCAGAAUCAGGGGUUGAUCAAAAGGACUGGAUCCAGAAAAUUACUGGAGUUAUUGCAUCACUACUAAAUUCACCAUUCCCACAGCAGUUGUCAUACGGGAAUCUAUCGGCAGAAAAUCUCCGAUCUUCAAGUUCUGUUGAUUUUGUAUCUCUUGAAGAUAACAAGAGUUCAGAGGGACAUGAUGAUAUAUUCAACCUUCUGAGGAAUAUUCCUGGAAAUGACAGUUGUGCGGAGUGUCGUUCUCCAGAUCCUGAUUGGGCAUCUCUAAACUUGGGUAUUCUGAUUUGCAUUGAAUGCUCUGGGGCUCACAGGAAUCUUGGAGUACACAUUUCAAAGGUUCGAUCCUUAAGAUUAGAUGUGAAAGUAUGGGAGCCUGUAAUUAUGGAUUUGUUUCGUGCACUUGGAAACGAUUACGCUAAUUCCAUUUGGGAAGCUCUGCUUCCAAAAGAAGAUCAAGGAAUGGACGAAUCAAAUGGAGCUAUUCUUUUCAUUGAAAAGCCUAAACCUAGUGAUGCUUUCUCAAUAAAGGAGAGGUACAUACAAUCAAAGUACGUAGACAAACUUCUUUUUGCCAGAGACACCGAUCAAACUACUAUCGAUAUAUUGGAAGCUAUAAGGACAAACAACGUGAGAGCAGCAUAUCAUAUUCUUGUAACUGCUGACGUGAGCGCUAACGUGACAUAUGAUGACUUGAGCAAAGAUGUCCAGCAUGUUCAGCCAGUGACAGACAAGAUGUUGUUUGACCCUGCAUCUUGUGAGAUAACUGAGGAGUCUGGGAAACCAGAAGGCUGUCUACAAGGCUGUUCCUUAUUGCACUUAGCGUGUCAAUAUGGCAAUCCUGUAAUGGUAGAGGUUCUGCUACUUUUUGGCGCGGAUAUUAAUAUGCAGGACUUCCAUGGACGGACACCAUUGCAUCGUUGUGUCCAAAAUAAAAAUGAUGCUCUCACUAAGCAUCUGCUGAAGAGGGGUGCAAGAACAACAAUUAAAGAUGGCGGAGGUCUGACUGCUUUGGAAAGAAGAAUGGAACUUGGAGCAAUAACUGAUGAAGAAUUGUUCAUAUUAUUUGUGAGGUGAUGUUGCAAGAACAACACAGGGUUGUAGGAAGCGGCUUUUUGUACCUGAUAGCUUUGUAUACCACCUAUCUUAGCUUCUUCUGGAAUGAAUUCAAUUUCUACACGUGAAUACAAAUGCCUUCAACCUUACUAUGAUAUAACUUAUCUGACCUUUGCCCUUUACGAUGUUGUAAAUUGUACUCUUCCACAUGACGACAUCGCUGGUUUGUAUAACAAUUAUAGGUUAAUAUAUACAGCAUUCAUUUA